Molecule: messenger RNA, 1740 nt
Organism: Indicator indicator
Lineage: Eukaryota; Metazoa; Chordata; Aves; Piciformes; Indicatoridae
Gene: SCCPDH
Product: saccharopine dehydrogenase (putative)
Exons: 12
Coding region: 1-1305 (434 amino acids)
Biological process (GO): glycolipid biosynthetic process
Cellular component (GO): mitochondrion; plasma membrane; lipid droplet
Source: RefSeq, a predicted model, not a curated record
AUGGCGGCUGGUGGCGGCGAUGGGGCCAGGCGGCCCUACGACCUGGUGGUGUUCGGGGCCUCGGGCUUCACCGGCCAGUUUGUGGUGGAGGAGGUGGCGCGGACGGCAGCUGAUGGGGAGCUGAGCGGCGGCCUGCGCUGGGCUGUGGCCGGGCGGAGCCGGCAGAAGCUGCAGGCAGUGCUAGAUCGGGCGGCCGAGAGGCUGGGGAAGGCGGCGCUCGGGGCGGAGGUCGGCGUGCUGCUGUGCGAUGUGGCCGACGCGGCUUCGCUGGGCGCCAUGGCGAGGCAGACCCGGCUGGUGCUCAGCUGCGUGGGCCCGUACAGAUUCCUUGGGGAGCCUGUGGUAGAAGCUUGUGUUGAAAAUGGUGCAAGCUGCAUUGACAUCAGUGGAGAACCCCAGUUUCUGGAAGGAAUGUACCUGAAAUACAACCAAAAAGCUGCGGAAAAGGGUGUCUAUGUCAUUGGCAGCUGUGGCUUUGACUCAAUACCGGCUGAUAUGGGAGUACUCUACACCAGAGACAAGUUGAAAGGUACAUUAACUGCUGUUGAAAGUUUCCUGAAGGUGAAGUCUGGGCCUGAGGGUGCUUGUAUACAUGAUGGGACUUGGAAAUCAGCUGUUUAUGGUGUUGCGGAUCAAGACAACCUGAGGAAGCUUCGAAAGAAGAUAGGAUAUGCUCCUGUUCCAGUAGUUGGUGCAAAACUUAGAAGAAGAGGAUUUGUGUUUUACAGUCCAGAAUUCAAAGAGUACUGCAUUCCAUUCAUGGGAUCUGAUGUUUCUGUUGUGAAACGAUCUCAGCGUUAUUUGCACACAGAUUUGAAGGAAACUCCUGUUCAGUAUGGUGCUUAUGUGAACAUAGGUGGUCUUGGCUCUGUUAUCAAGCUGAUGCUUGCUGGCAUUUUAUUUCUUCUUCUUGUGAAGUUUAGUUUUGGAAGAAAACUUCUGACAAAAUAUCCAGAAUUUUUCUCUGCGGGACGCUUCACAAGAAAAGGACCAACCCAGAAACAGAUGGAUGGAACCUCGUUCACAAUGACUUUUUUUGGCGAGGGUUACAGUGAGGGGCAGGAUCCCCAGAAUGGCAAACCAAAUGUAAAGAUCUGCACUGAAGUGAAAGGGCCAGAGCCUGGCUAUGUUGCUACACCAAUUGCAAUGGUUCAAGCAGGUGUAUCUCUUCUGGAAGAUACAGCUUGUCUGCCUAAACAGGGUGGUGUAUAUUCUCCAGGAGCUGUCUUCUCCAAAACAAAACUGAUUGAUCGCCUCAACAAACGUGGUGUUGAGUUCUCUGUUAUUAGCAAGGCUGAAGUCUGAAGUCAAAACGUAAUUUUAUGAGCUACCACCUUGCCUGGGUCUAACUCCAAUAAAACUCAUUUGGCUGUGAAAGUCUAAUAACAAAAUAGUUUCACUGUGCUAUUGUUUGCAGCAGAAUAGAAGAAAAAUAGAGUUUAAUAUUCUGCUAUUUGCUGUAGUGAACAAACCUGUCAAGGGUAUGGAUUUUAAUUUAUAAAGAUAUUAAAUCAACAAUUUACUGGGUUCUAGUUCUAGAUUUUUGUUUAAUCUUUUUCAUCCAGUAGAGCCAUUGAUAGAAUCUGCUUCACACUUAACCACAGCCUUCUUGCUUUGCCCUUGGAUAAAAAGUGCCUUAGCAGAUGAAACCACUAGCUGCUCCUCAUACCCGUUUGGACAGGUGCUAUUACUUCGUGGUGUUCUUUCUAGCAAGACCUCAGUCUCCAUAGUGGAAUAAAA